Messenger RNA from Pyricularia oryzae 70-15, 2220 nucleotides. Its product is annotated as ethanolamine kinase. The transcript has a single exon. Lineage: Eukaryota; Fungi; Ascomycota; Sordariomycetes; Magnaporthales; Pyriculariaceae. Gene Ontology annotation, cellular component: cytoplasm. Gene Ontology annotation, biological process: phosphatidylethanolamine biosynthetic process; phosphatidylcholine biosynthetic process. The coding region runs from base 380 to 1729 and encodes 449 amino acids. The record is from RefSeq and is a predicted model, not a curated record. Gene Ontology annotation, molecular function: choline kinase activity; ethanolamine kinase activity.
UGCUUGUCUUCGCCCACCAAGUCGACCCAAUCAAGACUCUCUCUCAACUGUUCCCGCCCAUAGACGUCAAGUCUCCCAACAUUCAUCGAGUCUGGGCAAAAACGCCACGCACAAACCCCAUUUUACCUUAAUCCCACGACUUCUACCUACCUACCUACCUACUCCAGCGAGCUGGAAAAAAAGGACGGAAAACAAAAUCGAAACGUGAAAUCCAAAGACGGGGCCGAGUUGUAAUCCAACAGAGUUGCGUACUGAGCUACCAUACCUAGCUUUACCACAGCUUCCCCACGUCGCCGCGCAUACCCACUGAAAACCUUCCUUCUCCGCUCUCGAACCCUAUUCUCGCCGCCGUUGCGGCUUUCUUCAACUUCUGAUCAUCAUGGCCAAGUCGGCCGUUGUCGAGGCUAACGGCCACCACACAACCACGGCCAACAAUCAAUGCAACAACAAUGCCAUCCCCAAAGACCCCGCUAUUGGCCCGGCCCAGUCAGAGAACCACAAAAUCCUCUUUCUCAACCUACGAUACCGCGGUGACGAUGCUGAAACAAGCAAUGCCUCUGCCACCGCCCUGAUCCAAAAGCUUCGCCCGGACUGGGGCUCUGAGAUUGACUUCCGUCGCUUCACGGACGGCAUCACCAACACCCUGCUGCAGGCCCGCCCACGGCACGCCGAGCCUCUCCCUGGCGAGUCCCAAGACGACGCCCGCGACCGCGAGGCCAUCCUGCUGCGCGCCUACGGCAACGGCACCGACCUCAUAAUCGACCGCAACCGCGAGGCGCAGAACCACGAGCUGUUGUCAAGGCACCGCCUGGCCCCAGAGCUGCUGGCGCUUUUCGAAAAUGGCAUGCUCUAUCGCUUCAUUCGCGGGCGCGUGACGGCGCCCCAGGAUUUGCGCCGCCCAGAAAUAUACAGGGCCGUCGCCCGCCGUCUUGCACAGUGGCACAGCACUAUACCUUGCUUGCCCAUGCCUAAGAAGCAGCAGCAAGCUCAAAGUACCACAAACGGCGGUCAAACCCGCAUCGACGAGAUGGUCCCUGGAAAGUUGCAGCCCAACGUCUGGACCGUCAUGCAAAAAUGGAUUUUGGCCCUGCCGACCGAGACAAGCGCCCAGCGCGAACGCCAGACCAGCUUACAAAAGGAGCUUGACAGGGUAGUGGCUGAGUUUGGCCAGCGUCCGGGUUUGGGCCACGACGGCUUGGUCUUUGCACACUGCGACCUACUCUCGGGUAAUGUCAUAGUCCUACCGAAGCCUGCCGCGACCGCAAAGAGCCCUGCCGCCGCCAACUCCGCCGAUGUAUCGGUGACCUUUAUCGACUACGAAUACGCAACCCCGUCCCCUGCCGCCUUUGAUCUAGCCAACCACUUUGCCGAGUGGGGCGGUUUUGACUGCGACUUCUCGGUGCUGCCAACCAGGGCACAGCGACGCGAAUUCAUAAGGGAGUACAUUCGGGUGUACUUUGGCAACGGGGGUGGUGACGAGGAUGACCAUGAAGACGCCGCCGAGGACCUUUUUGCUGAGGUAGAUGUUUACCGUGGCCUGCCAGGCUUCUAUUGGGGCAUUUGGGCGCUCAUCCAGGCAACCAUCUCCACUAUCGACUUUGACUACGCUUCAUAUGCUGAGACGAGGCUGGGCGAGUACUGGGCUUGGAGGGCAGAGCAGGAUGGAUCGCGCGUCAAAGAGGGUAGGGAGAUGCCUUUGCGCGAAAGACGAUGGGCACAGGAGGAGUGAUUCCCCAAGCCAUCUCGAUCCGAUCAGUAUUCCCAUCUUUUUGUGCCUCAAGCGGCUUCAUUUUACGACUCCAACUUUUUUUUUCAGGAAUACCUUGGCCAGCACAAGCAGCAUUUUAGACCAUACCUUUUUUAAUGAGGAUCGGCCGGGACCAUGCUACAACGGCUUGUAUAUCUUGCUUGGUUUUUUCCUUCCUAGGGGAGCGGCGCAGGUCGAGUUUUUAGUCAGCACAAUGCUCAUUCCUUGGCAGGAUCCGAUUCAUCAUCAGAGCAUUCUUGAGGGGGAUUGGGGAAUCUGGCUGGUAUUCACAUAAAAGGGGAAAUCAUCGAAGACUAAAGGUGGGGGGCUUUAUUUUUUAUCACUUUUUUACACCUGUUUUCUUUAUAUGACACGCGAUGACAUUCAACAUGCGUUUGUAGUUGCCUCACGAUAGCGGAAGCUUUUUUUGUAUGACCCUCAAUAAAUCAUUAAUUUUCUUGACUUACCAAGCG